This is a messenger RNA of Thyridium curvatum, 546 nucleotides long. RefSeq lists its product as uncharacterized. The transcript is spliced from 4 exons. The coding region runs from base 1 to 546 and encodes 181 amino acids. The record is from RefSeq and is a predicted model, not a curated record. Lineage: Eukaryota; Fungi; Ascomycota; Sordariomycetes; Thyridiales; Thyridiaceae.
AUGAAGUUCACCACUGCUCUCGUCACCCUCGCCGCUGGCGCCUCUGCCAUGCCCUGGGCCUCUCACUUUGGCACUGGCAAGCACCACCGCAACACCAAGGACGACGUGACCGUCCACAUCAAGGUCGACCAGAGCCCCGUCCGCUCGAGCAAGCUUCACGCUUCCAACUUUGAGAUCUGCUGGCUGGUCUGCUGGCCCGAGGCGCCCACUUGCCCCGAUGGUUGGGUACGUGAUACCGCAAAGAACGCUCCCAUAUCUUCUUUGCCACAAGCUGACUUUGCCGGCCUUGGCGAACAAACAGUACUCGAACAACAUGAGCACGGUCCAGCAUCAACGGACGCAGAGGACCCUGAAUCUUUACAGAGUGGAGGACACCAACAAGCCCGCUCGUUCGCUCUAACCUUCGUUCGUCGGGUCGGCGGCGAAGAGGUUCGUCGGGAGGGCUUACUGAGAGCAGCAAAGCAGCAGCCCAGAAGUGCGACCAGGGCCGCCCGAGAUGGGUCCCCAUUAGCUAAUAGAUUGCCUCGCGCCGCCGCACUAGACUAG